Trichomonas vaginalis G3 is the source of this 1590-nucleotide messenger RNA. Its product is annotated as acetylornithine deacetylase family. The transcript has a single exon. NCBI's taxonomy places the organism in Eukaryota, Parabasalia, Trichomonadida, Trichomonadidae. The record is from RefSeq and is a predicted model, not a curated record. Bases 1 to 1590 code for a protein of 529 amino acids.
AUGUCAGUUGAAGACCAGUUCAACUUUGCCAAAGUCCAAUGGCCAAAGUGCGACAAUUUAACAGAACUUGACCAGAAGAUCUACGAGCUUGCUCAGAAGUAUGCUCCAGAUGCUAUUGAGCUUCUUCGCGAGAUCGUUCGCAUUCCAGCCGAUCACUACGAUCAGGAUCCAUUCUGCGGCACAUCCAACCACGAAGGCCCACGUCUUGAAUACCUCAAGAAGCGUAUUUUCGAGCUCGGCGCCGUUACAAAGGCUGAAGAUGUCAAGAUCGACCCAUUCGGCUCCAUCGUUUGGACAGUUACAGACGACAGUGACGAGAUCCCACUUGACCAGCGCAAGUGCAUCUACAUGGAUGGCCAUACUGACACAGUUUACCCACUUCGUGAAGAAUGGCACAAGCGCCUCGGUGAGGGCAUCGACUGCUACAAUGGCUUAACAGAUAAGGAUAAGGUCUCCGAGGAAGCCCUCAAGGCCGAACUCCGCCACAUCCCACCAAAGGAAAUGUGGGAUCGCCUCCUCUUCGGCCGUGGCACAGCCGAUCAGCUCCAAGGUGUUGUCUCCCAGGUCUUUGCUACAAAGAUCCUCCUCGAGACAAAGCACCUCGGCUCUCUCAAGGGCUCCGUCAUCAUCUCCGUCGGCACAGUCGCUGAAGAAGACAACGAUGGUGGCGCUCCAAUGCACAUCAUCCGCAAGCAGGACCUUGCUCCACACCAGGUCCCAGAUUGCGUCAUCCUUACAGAAGGCACAGGCGAUCUUGCUCCAGGCAAGGGCCCAUGCGGCAUCUACAUCGGCCAGCGUGGUCGUUGCCAGGUCCAGGUCGAAGUUGUUGGCCAGUCCUGCCACGGCUCCAUGCCAACACAAGGCAUCAACCCACUCGAGUGGGGCUCCAAGAUCAUUGCCGAAGCUGAAGAGCAAGAGCGCAAUGGCUUCCUUCCACAUCCAUUCCUUGGCAAGGGCACACGUACAACAUCAUGGUGCCAGCUCGAUACACCAUCUGACUGCGCUGUCCCAGCUCGCUUCGUCUUCCGCUUCGACCGCCGCAUGACAGCUGGUGAGAACUCAGAGGGCGCCAUCAAGGAAAUCGAAUCCCUUAAGGCCGUCGCUGAAGCUCGCAAGGCUGGCUGCAAGGUCAACAUCUCCAUCCCAUUCUACGACCACGAGUCAUGGACAGGCGUCAAGGCUGACAACCCACAGGACUACAUGGGUUGGGUUACACCAAUGACAGACCCAGUCGUCCAGUCCGCUUAUGAGGCUUACAAGAGAUGCGUCACACCACACAUCCCAGACAACGAACCACUCGACAACGACCACUUACGCAAGGAACCACGUGUUGAGCGUUGGAUCUUCUCUACAGAUGGUGUCGGCUAUCCAAUCAAGAAGAAGGAUGCCAGAUUCUCACUCGACAACAAGAACUGGAUCGAGGUCGGAGAAUACGUCCAUCCACCAAUGUUCGGCAUCGGCGCUGGCUACGAACACCACUGCCACAAGCUCGGUGAGUACCUCCACAAGGACCACAUCUGGGCUCCAAUCGCUGUUAUGGCCCGCUUCCCAUCCCUCUUCGUCAAGGCUCGUGCUGCCCAGGCUAAGUAA